This is a messenger RNA of Colletotrichum tamarilloi, 1605 nucleotides long. Its product is annotated as subtilase. Lineage: Eukaryota; Fungi; Ascomycota; Sordariomycetes; Glomerellales; Glomerellaceae. The transcript is spliced from 2 exons. Gene Ontology annotation, biological process: proteolysis. Gene Ontology annotation, molecular function: serine-type endopeptidase activity. The coding region runs from base 1 to 1605 and encodes 534 amino acids. The record is from RefSeq and is a predicted model, not a curated record.
AUGAGAGGCUUCAUCGGUGCUGUGGCCGGCCUGGCCGCUGUUGCCAGCGCUACCCCCUCUCUCUCCAUUGAGACUGUCCACGACGGCGCUGCACCCCUUCUUUCUUCCACCAACGCCGAGGCCGUUCCGAACUCAUACAUCGUCAAGUUCAAGAAGCACGUCUCGGACUCCGGCGCCUCGGACCACCACAACUGGGUCCAGAACAUUCACUCCUCCGCUCAGGAUGAGCGUCUCGAGUUGCGCAAGCGUGGCCAGGAGCCCAUGGUUGACGAUGUCUUCCACGGCUUGAAGCACACAUACAAGAUUGGCAAGGACUUCUUGGGCUACGCCGGUCACUUCGAUGAUGCCACCAUCGAGAAGGUCCGGAGGCACCCUGACGUCGAGUUCAUCGAGGUCGACUCCGUUGUCCACACUCAGGUUCCCGUCAAGUCCCAGGUUGAGGACAAGUGUGACGGCGAGCUCGAGAAGCUGGCCCCCUGGGGUCUGGCUCGUGUCUCCCACCGCAAGUCUCUCGGCUUCGGCACAUAUGACAAGUACCUCUACGCUGAGGAUGCCGGUGAAGGUGUGGAUGCCUACGUUAUCGACACCGGCACCAACGUCGACCACGUCGACUUCGAGGGCCGUGCCAAGUGGGGAAAGACCAUUCCCUCUGGUGACCAGGACGCUGACGGCAACGGUCACGGCACUCACUGCUCCGGCACUAUUGCUGGCAAGAAGUACGGUGUCGCCAAGAAGGCCAAUGUCUACGCCGUCAAGGUUCUCCGCUCCAAUGGCUCCGGCACCAUGUCCGACGUCGUCAAGGGUGUUGAAUGGGCUGCCACUUCCCACACUGAGCAGGUUCAGGCCGCCAAGGAUGGCAAGCGCAAGGGCUUCAAGGGCUCCGUCGCCAACAUGUCUCUCGGUGGUGGCAAGACCCAGGCUCUCGAUGCUGUUGUGAACGCUGCCGUCGAUGCUGGUAUUCACUUCGCCGUCGCCGCCGGCAACGACAACGCCGAUGCCUGCAACUACUCCCCCGCUGCUGCCGAGAAGGCCGUCACCGUCGGUGCCACUGAGCUCGGCGACCGCCGCUCUUACUUCUCCAACUACGGAAAGUGCACUGACAUCUUCGCCCCUGGCACCAACAUCAAGUCCACCUGGAUUGGCAGCAAGUACGCCGUCAACACCAUCUCCGGUACCUCCAUGGCCUCUCCCCACAUUUGCGGUCUCCUGGCCUACUACCUUUCCCUCCAGCCCGCCUCUGACUCCGAGUACUCUGUUGCUCCCAUCACCCCCAAGAAGCUCAAAGAGGCUCUCAUUGCCGUUGGUACUGUCGGUGCCCUCAGCGACAUUCCCCGCGACACCCCCAACGUCCUCGCCUGGAACGGCGGUGGCUGCAACAACUACACUGCCAUCGUCAAGGCUGGCGGUUACACUGUCAAGCAGGAGUCCAAGGAGACCACCAUCGAUGACCUCGAGAAGGCCAUUGAGGAGGACUUCGAGGUUCUCUCUGGCAAGGUUGUUAAGGGUGCCAAGAGCGUCGGCACCAAGGCCGAGAAGUUCGCCAAGAAGAUCCACAACUUGGUCGAUGAGGAGCUUAAGGAGUUCCUCAGGGAGACCUCUUUGUAA